GAGUUACAGGCAGGUGCGACUCACAGUGCGACACCCAUCCAAUCGGGGGCUUUCUGUCAAACCGGUUCAAAGGUCGAGGUCCUAGAUUCUAUCUUCUGGCUUGAGCAAGUUUUGAGGUUAGUGUGAAACCUCCAUUGCGAACACACCGAUUGUUGGCCAUGCACGACCACAGUGUUGAUUCCUCGCAGGCCUCACCUCACUUAUUCACAUUCGAGGGCCAUCAUCAACAGCUACAAUUGGGCUGUUUUGGUUUGAACUGAUCUAGGUGCUUCACAAUCUUUCCAUCCAAAUUGCGGACCUUGGUGCCUGCUGCAACUUCUCUUUUACUUGCUGGCACCAGGUGAUGCAGAAGUCGCAUGCAUCUGCUGCCGUGGUUACCAACCCUUUUGUUCUGUUUAACAGAGUCAAGUCGUACUGCACGACACAACAAACGGCAAUUGCAAGGACACCCUUCUUGCUUUGCCGCCGUCUCUUAUAUUGAUCUGUCAAGUCGUCUCCCAGCAACUUCACGCCCCGCAGAACCAUGGAGGAAGACGCUGCAUUCCUGCGCAACCUGAAAUCCUUGUCCGGCGACCAGAGCGCGGCUUGGGAUGGCUUCGAUCCCUCUGCCUGGCGUUCCGUUCCAGCCGAAGAUGAGGGUGCCAAAGCUGCCCGGUCGGCAACCGAGCACUCCAGCGAGACGGUGCUCUCUGACGACACCGGUUAUGCCUCGUACGAUUCGGCUGAGCUGAUCCUCAACUUCCACAAACUCACUCCUGAAGAGCGGGGCCUGAAUACUCAUCAGUACAAGCUCAACAAAGCCCGACAGUAUGUCACUGAGGAACCGGCAAACCCAAAGGUGCUGGAAAAGCUGGAGAAGACCGAAUGGGAGGAGACGGGCUUGGCCUUGGGAGAUGUCUCUCCCGAGGGCCAGACGUUUGUGCCAUGGCGGCUCGUCACCAGCUACCCGGACAUGUUUAUCGGGAAGACCAACAGGGUUCGUGCUGCUCCGCUGUUCAGCUACGAAGCGCUUCACAAGAACCGAGUCUGGGAUCUCUACUACAUCAACUGCCCGCUGGAGACCGGCAUGCGGCCUGUGGUGUUUGUGCCAACAUACCAAUUCGCGCACCUCUUGGCCGUGAUCAACGCCAAGCUGGGCAUCCGGCUGACCAUCCCUCCCGGAAAGAACGAGGAGAGAUUCAUGUUGUCAUUCGGUGUCGGAAACACUCCCAGGCCACGCUUUCUGGGUCGCUCAACCAGCGCUGGCUCGUUUAAGAACCUGCGUGACGCCAUCCCGGCACCUCAUCCGGACGACGAUCUGGCCAAAGCGACGCCGCUGGGCGAUGAUGAAUUUAGGCGUCUUCUUGGGUUGACUCGUGCCGAUAGGAAGAGUCGUAAGAGGUCCGAUAGGAACCGCCUGAAGCGCAUCAGGGAGCACAAAACUUGGGGCCGGUGCAUCAAGCGAGUCCAGCGCUACCUUGGUCUCCGGCGCAAGGUGGGCGCUGAGAUGCCCAGUGUGGCUGGUCAGCUCGCUACGCUUGACCUCAGCCAGCCUACGAGUCAAAGCCCGGAAGGAUCGGUAUUGUUCGUGGCGAUCGACAUCGAGGCUUGGGAACGCGACCAGAGCACGGUAACCGAGGUUGGCAUCGCCACGCUGGACACGACAGAGAUCCAGCACAUUCCACCUGGCGACGGCGGCCGCCAGUGGUUCUCGCACAUCCGUGCUCGGCACAUCCGCAUCAGGGAGAACUCGUGGGCUGUGAACGGGCGCUGGGUCGCCAAUCGCGCUGAGUGGUUUGGCUUCGGGAAGAGCGAAUUUGUGAACCAGUCAUUCGUCGAACCGCUCAUAAGAGGCCUGAUUGACGGGGCCACCUUCGUCGACCCCAUCGACGGCGCCACUAAGCCUCGCCCCGUAGUUCUCGUCUUCCACGAGGCCUCCUCCGAUAUCAAGUACCUGAAGCUCGUGGGCUAUCACGUCGGGGACGCCAAGAACGUCCUCGAGGUCGUCGACACGUGCAAGAUGCACCAGUACCUGAUACAGAGCAAUAACCAGAGCAGCCUUGGCGCCGUCCUCACCUAUCUCGACAUACCCCACCGGCACCUGCACAACGCCGGCAACGAUGCCGUCUACACGCUGCAGGCUAUGAUCGGACUGGCUGUCAAGAAACGCCAGAUGAGCCUCGAGAAGACUCCCAGGAAGAAGGCAGGACACGUCCCGUUUGCCGAGUUCAAGCCGGAUGACAAGGAAGGGUGGACUAGCGGCAGCGAUACUGACGGCGGCGAUCCGGUCGGCUUGCCAGACGUCGAGACAGGAUGGGAGGCUACCCGUGGUGAUGGCUGGGAGGUUACCAGCGGUGGUGACUGGGAGGCGACCAGCGGUGAUGGUGGCUGGUGAUGCCGCCGUCAGACGAAGCGCCGAAAUAUCCCCCAUGGAUGUGCACGCGGUGUCAUGCGGUGUGUUCCUGAGAAGGGUGGGAGGAAGAUGGGCCACAAGGGUGGAUGCAUAGCUUCUUAGCCGAUUGUCUCCAGGACGGUGGCUCUAGGUUGUGGGGAAUCUGCAGUUUCCAGGCGAACUGAUUUU
Messenger RNA from Thermothielavioides terrestris NRRL 8126, 2560 nucleotides. RefSeq lists its product as uncharacterized. The transcript has 5 exons. Bases 524 to 2374 code for a protein of 616 amino acids. The record is from RefSeq and is a predicted model, not a curated record. Gene Ontology annotation, cellular component: nucleus. Gene Ontology annotation, molecular function: nucleic acid binding. NCBI's taxonomy places the organism in Eukaryota, Fungi, Ascomycota, Sordariomycetes, Sordariales, Chaetomiaceae.